Babesia bigemina is the source of this 1521-nucleotide messenger RNA. RefSeq lists its product as hypothetical. NCBI's taxonomy places the organism in Eukaryota, Apicomplexa, Aconoidasida, Piroplasmida, Babesiidae. The transcript has a single exon. The record is from RefSeq and is a predicted model, not a curated record. The coding region runs from base 1 to 1521 and encodes 506 amino acids.
AUGACAGGAAGCCCAGUCGAACACUUGGCGCUGCAAUCCAGCAGCUCCAUUGAGAUUAAGAACCUGCACACGUCUGAUAGCAAUCUAUCAUUCGGUUACAGUAUACACAGUGAAGACGAAGAACAGCUGCCAUCGGACUCCACCAAUGCCAACACCCCGCAACUCAUUGCAAAAGCUCACCAUGCUGAUGAACCCAGCAGUGGUUGCCUCCACAUAGCCGAUGCUGCGAUGGAUCUGGACAAUGAUGACCAUCUCUCCGCCACAGUAGAGCGUCCGGAACCUGAAUACGACCUGGGGAACUUCGUUGAAACGGCGGAUCGGUACAAUAUAACACGGAAAGUGGCGUCUUACUGCUCGCUUCGGGAGCUGCCGCACUCAAGCAGCCACACUAGCACGGAGAGCAUUGAGGAUUUCAACAUCGUUGCGCAUCAGAUGUCGACGGGUAAGGAUGGCACAGGCGUUGAUGUAGAUGCCACAUGUAUGAGUGAUGGCAGCACCGCAGAACUUGCCGUAGCCCCUAAACAGCAUGAUGCAGAUUAUCAUGCGCAACGCCGCUGUGCCCAACACAAGUGCAGCGCCAAGGUACGCAAAAGUCCCGCCACAUCACCGCGCGGCACCGCUAACAAGGAGAGACCACGAAAUUAUUACAGCAAGGAAAGGGUAGACAUAACCCUGCGACCGGUGCAGCCGCUAAUUGCGCUGGGGCUGCCCGGCACGAAGGGCACGCUGAUGAUGAAGGAACCGGCUCUCUGCGACACAACAACGGCUCCUACCAACCCGGACGGUGCCGAGCCAAAGGCAGACGACACGUCUAGCAGCGAUCAAGAUAAAGGCGCUGUCAUCAUUGACGUGAUAUCUGCAGCGGCGAAACUGAAGGGAAUACGCGGCAAGUUUAAGUACUACGGACGGCGUAAGAGGGACUGCUACUUCGGGGGGGCGGAGUCGGGUCCAUUUUUCCACAAGGCCUCCGACAAAGACUCCCAGCUUGAGGCACUGCAGAAGCUCAGAUUUUGCAGGUUGUACACGCCCAUACCCACCCAGGUGCUCGAGGGGGAGGACGAGGUCUCCACGGAUAUCGUAAUGACCGGAUCCCUCGCGGACCACCAAUUUGACCCUGACUGCUGUGACGUGGACACAUCGGGAAUCGAGGUGACGGACCGGGCCGGAACGGCCAACACUGUUUUCAUAUCAAAGUGCCACCUCACCUACAACGCGGUGGGCGAGCCGUGCUGGUGUUGCUGCUACAUCGACUUCUUCAACGUCUUCGCGCAAAAGAGGUUCGAUGUGGACGCGUUCGGGUACGAGCUGGCGGAGGCACUGGCCGAACGUUGUAAAGAAAACGCCGAGACGCUAUUCCACAUGUUGUGGAUACAGCAGAACCGACACUCGCUGGAGCGCUGUAUACCAACUGACGCGUCGAUAUCGGUGCUGCAGCGCUUCGUGCAGAUAAAGCACGCUGUGCUGCGAGUAGAUCGCAUGGGCCUCUUCGCUGCACAAAUGCGGCAAGUUGUCAAGCUCUGA